UAAGGGAAAGACCGCUAGAAUGUAAAGACUGAGUUUGGGAACUACUGCCACAACUUUCAGGGUAAUGCAGUUCGGACCAUCGCGGGUUUUGUUUGUGUCUUUCAGCCUUGGCAGCGCUUUUGCUUACUAUUCAGAGCUGAGAAAAGCAAUGAAGUGAGACCAAAAUAAGGACACUGAGAUAUUUCAUGUACCUAAUGAAAUAAAAUACUUAUUGAUAAAAAAAGAACACUGGCGGUAUCAGAAGGAAACCCGUAAAACAAAAUUUUAACUUAAGGCAACGGAUCAUACCGAUAUACAGUAAAAUUAUUUUUCCCCGCUGUUGUACAGUUUCAUGAAUUUCUGUAACACGUGUACCAAAGGACAAACUUGGAGCUGUGCCUACGGUAAUCAACUAUCUAUUUCAGACACAGUACAGAAAUUCCCAGUAAUUAUUUUUGAUUCGUUUUAACGGUGGAUAUUUCCGCGGUAGAGCUCUGCCGGAUCCCGGUUUCAAUUACCUUCACUUAUCAGGUGUUCCAGGGACUUAGUGGACGGCACUGCCCCAGUGUCACAUUCUCUUUUAUGAAGAAUAUGCGGCACCAACAUUUAACUACCCUCUGCGGUUUCAUGUCUCCCCAGAACCCACGACAACCCUCUUUUUCCCCCCACCGGAAGGCUUCCAGUUUUGGAUAUCUGAUAUUAGUCAGUCUGAUUUUGACUUUCAUUGAAAUAUACAGCACUCAGGUAAUAGAUUACAGGUUGCAUAGAUGGGAGCCACAGCUUGGACACCGCCAACGUCGGCAGCUAAGCCCCAAUGAAUGGUCACAGUGGGGAAGUUGGAGCUUAUGUUCUAGUACCUGUGGAGGAGGGGCUGCUUUCCGUGUUCGGAGUUGCUUCAGGUUCUCACAAAGAGAUGACUGUUCAGGUGACCCAAGACAGUACAAAGCAUGUAAUGUUCAGUUUAGAGGUGUAGGUGUAGUAGAUAUGGGUACUAGGGGAGGAGAUAUGAAUAACAUUCUAGAACUAAAAGAAUAUGAAUGGAUCAUUCGAUUGCAAGCAGAUGUAGCACCAGGAAUUGAAUAUGGUCAUAUGAUUUUUAUGAAGAUACUUCAAGGGUAA
Messenger RNA from Protopterus annectens (West African lungfish), 1098 nucleotides. RefSeq names its product ADAMTS-like protein 3. NCBI's taxonomy places the organism in Eukaryota, Metazoa, Chordata, Ceratodontiformes, Protopteridae. Gene Ontology annotation, cellular component: extracellular matrix. Gene Ontology annotation, biological process: extracellular matrix organization. The coding region runs from base 562 to 1098 and encodes 178 amino acids. Gene Ontology annotation, molecular function: metalloendopeptidase activity. The record is from RefSeq and is a predicted model, not a curated record. The transcript has 6 exons.